Molecule: messenger RNA, 411 nt
Organism: Adineta ricciae
Lineage: Eukaryota; Metazoa; Rotifera; Eurotatoria; Adinetida; Adinetidae
Source: the annotation of a GenBank genome assembly
AUGGUUCCAAUUGCUAGUCAAUAUGGCUCAAAAGGCGUUUGUAUGGGUGCCACCGAUAAUGCUCAAACUCAAUCGAAUCAAUAUUGUAUUACAUUUCUUGUUAAAUUCAAGUCAUCUGAUGUUAUCAGACCAACGAUAGUCCAAGGGUUGCGGCUUCUCCAAUCAAUACUGUAUUUCAAAGUCAAUCAGUUUUCUCUAUCGAAAUAUCAAUUUCUUUCAACCACCCAACACGUAACGGUGCUUGUAUCUACCUUCGAACUGGUGUCGUUCGUUUUUCUGUCACCCCAUGAAUUUCUGGUCAUUUCUAUUAUGUUACUUUCGACAGUGAUUUUAGGUAUGGAUAGUAGUAUAAACAAAGGUCUCGAAUCGGUACUGAGCAAUGACCCAACAUUCUGGGUAUUCAUCAUCUGA